Messenger RNA from Orbilia oligospora ATCC 24927, 2655 nucleotides. RefSeq lists its product as uncharacterized. Gene Ontology annotation, molecular function: transcription coregulator activity. The record is from RefSeq and is a predicted model, not a curated record. Gene Ontology annotation, biological process: regulation of transcription by RNA polymerase II. The transcript is spliced from 5 exons. Gene Ontology annotation, cellular component: SAGA complex. The coding region runs from base 1 to 2655 and encodes 884 amino acids. NCBI's taxonomy places the organism in Eukaryota, Fungi, Ascomycota, Orbiliomycetes, Orbiliales, Orbiliaceae.
AUGGCCACGGCCAUAUAUCCUAAGAUCAAGCUGAGCACUCCGAAGGCCCCACUAGGAGGCGUCUUGUCUACGGCUUCUGCCGUAAAUCAUGCGAUCCCCCGCCCUUCGCCCACACCCUCUAAGACUCUACCUUCUCCGACAAUGUCAUCCACCGCUAUAACUACUUCGUCGUCCAUAAACGGGACUGGUUCGGCCUCUUCUAGUUCGAAUAACGUUCGGACUAGCGAACGAAGGCGGAAUGCUCCCAAUAAGUUCGGAUCCGACCUAGCUGCGCAUGGAAGGAUUAAGAAAGAUCGAGGGGCAGAUCUUGAUGAAGAUGGAGAUUCUCUAGCACUAAACCAACCCCCUAGGAAGAAACUAAAAGCUAUGCCUAGAGGUAUCCCCACCGUGAUCACGACUCAGUACAUACUCGACAAGUACAAAGAUAAACCGCCGUCGUUAACGCUACACAUGCACCCUACCCAUUUCCGUUUCGAUCAACAAGAUGGGACAUUUAAUUAUAACAGUGCUAUGAGGAGCAUACUAGAGUAUAUCGCGCAAGAAACCAUACCGGCUGAUGCUGUCGAGGUGUUUCGUGAUGCUCGGCUUCUAUUUUACGAAGGACGUCUCAUUGUACACAUACAUGACCACCGAACAGCUGCUAAAGGCGUAGAUGGUGCACCCACAAAACCGAAGAACGAUAUGCUAUUCUCUUUAAACCGAUGGAACGAACACCUCACACCUUCGCCGUUUGCGCCCUACCCCGCUCAAAAACCAGGGGACGCCAAAGAAGAACCUGUAGUAAAUGGCGACAUCAAACCGAUGGAUAUCGACUCCUCCUCGAAACCAGGAGAAAACAAGAGGGUCUUCAAAACAGUCCUACACCCGACACCAUCAUCCCUACAUGCCGAAAUAUGCCUGUUAGCAUUAACGCCCUUACCACCUACUGCACGAGGACGCAAUGCAUCUGUUGUACAAACCCCCGCCACACCAGCCUCAGCUCAUCCCUUGACGGUUUCUACGGCACCCAACACUAAACUCCCGACUAUAUUGAACGAUAAGACUUCCUUAACAUUUGAAGCAGACUAUCUGUUAUCGACAGGGCCUUCGCUAGUAUUAACACCCGCAGAGUCACCCGAACAUGCAGCAGCGAUAAUAGAUGCACUGAAACAUCCCUUGCAUUCACGGCCUGUUCCGCCGAAGAAGACAAGGAAGAGGACCGUCAAAGAAAUGGCGGUUGACGAGGCGAAGGCAGCGGAGGAGGAGAGACUGAUGUUGAUUAUGGACGAACGCCACCAGCCAUCGACAGUUGGUGCAGCAGAUGAUGGACCGGUUGGCACUGGUGGCUUUGAGCCCUCAUUUAAGAGAUGGAAGGCUCUCGAGUCGAUCAAACAGAAGCAUGAGGAAGAUAGGAUUAAAAAGGAACAGGAGAAGAGACAGCAACAAGAGGAAGAGCGCCGGAAAGCUGCCAAAGAACCGAGGCCAGAGCCUUCGAUAAGGACCCCGGUCUCUGCCACACCGGUGGAGCAAUCACCACUCGACAAUAAGGGAUCAUUGAGGGAUAUGAUUGCGAGGAAUGGUGCUAUACAACAAGCUCAGCAGCAACAAAGGGAACAUCUUGCACAACAAGCUGCUGCUGCACAGGCCCAAGCUGCUGCACAGGCGCAGGCGCAGGCUGCGGCACAAGCUCAGCGUCAGCAACAUGACGCUGCUGCUGCUGCUUCCGCCGCCCAAGCAGCCCAGGCGCAAAGGGAGGCACAGGCACAGGCGAGGGAGCAGCAACAUGCUGCACAAGUUGCGGCUCAGGCACAAGCACAUGCGGCCGCAGCGCAGACACCCACAAGCGCUCCCCAACAGACGUCAGCCACGCAAGGUAGCCCAAUAGCAGCUGCUUCGUCUCCUUUUGCUCACCAAGGCUCCCCUCCUAUGCCAACACGAACAUCCACCCACUCCUCACAACCAGGAUCUCGCCAGCAAUCGCCACACAUGUCUACUGUUCAGUCCAUUCAGCACCAGCACAACCAACCAAUGCCAGGCUCCCCAGCGAUGCAUGCAUCGCCAAUGAUGCGUGUGACGACGUCGCAGCCAAUGCACGGUUCACCAGCUAUGGCUCAAGGGAGCCCACUUGCUCGAAACGUUGGUAUGAUGCAAGGUGGGCAUGUCAUGAACCAGGCUCAGGCCAUGGCCCAUCAAAUGAUGAUGGCUGGCGCCCGAAAUCCUAUGGUCAUGAACAAAGCGGCACAUCAGAUGGCACUUGGGCAAAACCCUGAGCAGCAGAAGAUAAUGAUGCAACGCGCCUUUUUAAUGCGGCAAGCGCAGCAGCAGCAACAUCAUCAGCAGCAGCUUCUUGCUGCCCAACACGCAGCUGCGCAGCAACAUCAACAGCCACAAAUGAUGGACGGCAUGGGCGGUGUUGCUGGUAUGCACCCUGGUAUGGCCGGAAGAGGCUUUAUGGGCGGUAUGCCUGGCGGUGGUGGGAUGCAUAUGAAUGGCAUGAUGGGCGGCAUGCAAAUGGGCAUGAAUGGAUAUCCUCAGAUGAUGGUCGCCAAUGGAAUGGCUGGCGGCGGCGGGAUGCCCAUAGGUAUGAUGAAUGGAGCAGCACUGCAAGGGUACAGCCCUGCGCAGAUUAAUAUGCUUAUGGCUAGAGGGAGAGGCCAGCCGCCUCAGGGUCAGUGA